This is a messenger RNA of Mizuhopecten yessoensis (Yesso scallop), 435 nucleotides long. RefSeq lists its product as uncharacterized. Bases 1 to 435 code for a protein of 144 amino acids. The transcript has a single exon. NCBI's taxonomy places the organism in Eukaryota, Metazoa, Mollusca, Bivalvia, Pectinida, Pectinidae. The record is from RefSeq and is a predicted model, not a curated record.
AUGACCAGUGACAAGUAUGCACACAAAGAUGUAGAAUGUGCACAAGUUGUCCACAACAUCAUACUUGAGAUAAUCAAGAAGGGGUCUGAGAAGGAUUUGACCACACAUAUCAACACCAUAGAUGCCACUAACAACAUCAAAUCUACAUGUGAGGAAGAAACCAACGGCACAGUGCCCUUCCUAGACACUCUACUGGUAAAGAAAGAAGGCGGAACCGUGAAGGUAUUGGUCUAUAGAAAAAAGACCCAUACGGACCAACAUCUGAACUUCAAAUCUCUCCAUCCUUUACACCAGAAGUUAGGCGUCGUACGCAUAUUGCUCAACAGAUGUGAUAUAAUAGUCAAAGAACAACAGUACAAAACACAAAAACAGUUUCACAUCGCUAGGGCAAUGAGAUCAUGUGCAUAUCCGGAAUGGGCCAUAAAACGGGAAUAA